AUGUCAGGGUGGGACGAGGGGCAGGUGUUCUACAGCAACCAGUCGUUCCCCGAGUCGGAAGGGCCGCCCGGCGACGACGCGCUGGGCGACGCGGGAAUCACGCGAUACGCCGCGCAGAAGAAGCUUCGCGAGUUCGUGCGAAACUUCCACGAUCCGCAGUAUCAUGACCGCUUCAUCUACAGGGAGCGGCUGCAGGAGGGCGGGGGCGUGGUGGAGGUGGAUUUGGAGGACCUGGCGAGCAAGGAGGAGGGGCUGUGCCGCCUCAUGCGCACGCGCCCCGCUGACAUGCUGCCGCUGUUGGAGGUGGCAGCAGCUGAGGUGGCAGCAAGCGUGCGGCAGAAGGUGAUGGGGGAGAGUGGGGAGCUGGAGGAUGCACGAGUGCCGCCCGUGCAGGUGCUGCUCAAGAGCUCUGAAGACGCCAUGCCCAUCCGCGCUUUAACGGCGGCACAGAUCUCGCAUCUGGUGAAGAUCUCAGGCAUCGUGAUUGCCUCCUCGCGAGCCAAGGCCAAGGCGACCUCCGUGGUGCUCAUGUGUCGCUCCUGCAAGAACGUCAAGGCCAUCCCCUGCCGCCCGGGGCUGGGAGGCGCCAUCAUCCCGCGCACAUGCGACCGCACCCCCCAGCCAGGCGAGGAGCCAUGCGGGGUGGACCCGUGGGUGGUGCUGCCGGAUAGAAGCGAGUACGUGGACCAGCAGACGCUCAAACUGCAGGAGAAUCCCGAGGACGUGCCCACGGGUGAGAUGCCACGGAGCGUCCUGCUGGCAGUGGACCGCUCGCUGGUGCAGCGCAUCUCCCCCGGCACGCGCAUCACCGUGUUUGGCAUCUUCAGCAUCUUCCAGGCCUCCGAUAAAACCAAGUCGCGAGGGGCCAUGGCGGUGGCAAUACGGCAGCCAUACCUGCGGGUGGUGGGGGUGGAGAUGGCUGCGGAUGGCGCUGCCAGGUCCACUGCCUCCUCCUUUACCACUGACGAGGAGGCGGAGUUCAAGGACUUCAGCCGGCAGGGCGACGUGUACGGCGCCAUAAGCAGCCAGAUCGCGCCGUCCAUCUUCGGCCACGCCGACAUCAAGAAGGCCAUCGCCUGCCUGCUCUUCGGCGGCGCGCGCAAGCUACUGCCAGAUGGCGCAAGGCUGAGAGGCGACAUCAACGUGCUGCUCAUUGGCGAUCCCUCCACCGCCAAGUCCCAGUUCCUCAAGUUUGUGGAGAAGACGGCACCCAUAGCCGUGUACACAUCAGGGAAGGGCUCCUCUGCUGCCGGUCUCACCGCCUCCGUUAUUCGCGAUGCCUCCUCUAGGGAGUUCUACCUGGAGGGCGGCGCCAUGGUGCUGGCCGAUGGUGGCGUGGUGUGCAUCGAUGAGUUCGACAAGAUGCGCCCUGAGGACAGGGUGGCGAUCCACGAGGCGAUGGAGCAGCAGACGAUAAGCAUCGCCAAGGCGGGCAUCACCACGGUGCUCAACUCGCGCACCUCCGUGCUCGCCGCUGCCAACCCGCCCUCCGGCCGCUACGAUGACCUCCGGACAGCGCAGGAGAACAUUGAUCUGCAGAGCACCAUUCUGUCGCGCUUCGACCUCAUCUUUGUCGUCAAGGACACAAGGGACUUCAACCGCGAUCUCCAAAUCGCGCGGCAUGUGGUGAACGUGCAUGCCAAGGCGGAUGCUGUGGUGGGGCGGGCCGAUGACGCCAUGGGGGGCCGGGCAGCCAUGGGGGAUGGACCUGCAGGGGCGGGGGGCGUGGGGCACACGGGGAAGGAUGGGGAGCAGGAGAACUGGCUCAAGAGGUACAUAGAGUUUGCUCGCACGCGCUGCUCCCCGCGGCUGUCAGAGUCGGCAGCAACGCUCCUGCAAAACAACUACGUGCAGAUCCGUCAGAACAUGCGGCGGAGGGCGACGGAGACGGGGGAGGCGUCAGCGCUGCCAAUCACGGUUCGCCAGCUGGAGGCCAUCGUGAGGCUCUCAGAGUCCAUGGCACGCAUGCAGCUCUCCCCAGUGGCCACGGAGGAGCACGUCACUGAGGCGCUGCGCCUCUUCCAUGUCGCGACGCUGGACGCCGCCCGGUCGGGCGUGGUGGACGGCGCAGUGCUGACGGAGGAGCAGCGGCGCGAGGUGCAGCAGGUGGAGGGCGCGGUGCGGCGUUGCGUGGCCAUCGGGGGCUUCGUGUCCGAGAGGCGCCUGCUGGAUGACAUCACCCGCUCGGGCAUCAGUGAGAGCGCCGUGAGUCUUGGGCUUAAAUCAGGUCUCAGUGAGAGUGAGGUGAGGCGUAGUGUGGGUUAUGGGCGCAUGAGGAUUGCCACCUACUUGGUGCCUGUCUGGUGGGUGCUGUGUGCAACGCUCAUCACAAUGCUGUGUGCGACGCUCAUCACGAUGCUGUGUGCGACGCUCAUCACGAUGCUGUGUGCGACGCUCAUCACGAUGCUGUGUGCGACGCUCGUCACGAUGCUGUGUGCGACGCUCAUCACGAUGCUGUGUGCGACGCUCAUCACGAUGCUGUGUGCGACGCUCAUCACGAUGCUGUGUGCGACGCUCAUCACGAUGCUGUGUGCGACGCUCAUCACGAUGCUGUGUGCGACGCUCAUCACGAUGCUGUGUGCGACGCUCAUCACGAUGCUGUGUGCGACGCUCGUCACGAUGCUGUGUGCGACGCUCAUCACGAUGCUCUGUGCAACGCUCAUCACGAUGCUCUGUGCAAUGCUCAUCACGAUGCUCUGUGCAACGCUCAUCACGAUGCUCUGUGCAACGCUCAUCACGAUGCUCUGUGCGACGCUCAUCACAAUCCUUCAGCACAUGCAUCACCGACUAUGUACGGCGAGCGCUGCUCAUCAUGGUGGCACGGGGAGAGGUGGAGUACCGACGGGAGAGGAGGGUCAUUUACCGCAAGGUCUGACCACCGCUUCUACUACUGCUCUCACCGCCGCCCUGACCGCCGGUCUCACUCUUGGUCUCACUGCUGCUCCCAUUGCCAUUGCAACUCUGACUACAGUACAACCACUGGUAUAG
Closterium sp. Naga37s-1 is the source of this 2988-nucleotide messenger RNA. The record is from the annotation of a GenBank genome assembly. NCBI's taxonomy places the organism in Eukaryota, Viridiplantae, Streptophyta, Zygnematophyceae, Desmidiales, Closteriaceae.